Molecule: messenger RNA, 1036 nt
Organism: Caenorhabditis elegans
Lineage: Eukaryota; Metazoa; Nematoda; Chromadorea; Rhabditida; Rhabditidae
Gene: srd-12
Product: G_PROTEIN_RECEP_F1_2 domain-containing protein
Exons: 3
Coding region: 18-995 (325 amino acids)
Cellular component (GO): membrane
Source: RefSeq, marked reviewed
UUUCAGAAAUCAAAGUCAUGUUUGAUUUUGCUGUUCUCUUCUCAUGUGCUCAUGCCAUAAUUUCCGUGCUUGGAAUGUGUUUCAAUGCCUUGUUAGCCUACUUGGCACUGUUCCAAACUCCACGUGUCAUCAAGUCAUAUGCCACGUUAAUCGUUAACUUUGCAAUAACUGAUUUCUUCGCUUGUAUGUUUGAUUUCUUCGUUCAACAGAGAUUAAUCCCAACUGGAAUGACUUUGGCAUACGUUUCCAAUGGAUUCUGCAAGCAUUGGGGUCCGAGAACGUGCUUUUUUGGAUACAGCCUGAUGCUCCAUUUCCUGUCCCAUUCCCUAUGGUCUCUGCUCCUUUCUUUCUCAUAUCGUUGUUAUAUUCUAUACAAACCGGCUCCACACCGUCACACUCUUGUCAUUCUCUUAAUGAUUAUCUACAUUCCAUCCCUUUUUCAAUGGAUCUCCUUCAUCUGGUCUCAGGACGAUCCAGAAGAGAUUCGAGAGAUUCUCCACGUCGCAUUUCCAGCUUACAAUCUGACAGGACACGUUGUCACUGGAACCAAGAAUAUAUUAUGUUUCUCGGCUCUUUACACAAUUCUUCACAUGACUAUUCCAAUUACUCCAGUUUACGUCUGCAUUCUGAUUUUGAGAAGAAAAAUUAUUUCAAGACUGAGUUAUCAGGGAGUCAACAUCACAAGUGACACCAAAAAUUUGCACUCUCAACUUUUGAUGGCUUUAACCUAUCAAGCAGCAAUUCCUGGAUUCUACUUGUUCAGUAUUUACUCAUAUGCCAUUGGACAAUUUGGAAUCUACAAUCAUCCAGCUCUUGAAUAUUUCACAUUUUCCUCAUUUCUUCUGAUUCCAUUUUUAUCGCCUCUUGCCUCUUUCAUUUUCGUAACUCCCUAUCGACAAUUUAUCAAGCUAAAGCUGUUUAGAAUUGUUCAAAUUGAACCGACGGAAACAUCGAAUACUCCUCAAAACUAUACAAGUAUUCAUAUUAUUGGAUAAUGAGUUUUACUCAAACAUUUUAAUAAGUCUAAUAAAUUUAU